UUGUCUUUUCCAAUCAACAGGUGGCACCACAGUCUUGGUAAAAGUCACUCGCUUGUUUCAUUUGAAAAAAUGUUCUUGUUUUUGUUGUUAUUCUUUCAUCUAAACUGGUUGUGUUGAGAUGAGCUGUAAUAUUGCCACCCUUUUGGAGGCUGCUGAAUACCUGGAGAGACGUGAAAGAGAAGCGGAACAUGGCUACGCGACAACUGUACCACCUAAAUAUGAUCUCAAAAGUAAUUCUAAUAAGUUAUCUAAAUUAAAAAAAUCUCAAGGCAAUAGAUCGACUCAUAAUGAAUUGGAGAAAAAUAGACGUGCACACCUGCGAAGCUGUUUGGAAUCCUUAAAAAUCCUGGUUCCUUUAGGACCUGAGGCAACUCGCCACACAACACUUGGACUUUUAAAUAGAGCUAAAGCCUUCAUUAAGAAUUUGGAGGAGAAAGACAAGAAACAACAAUUCCAAAGGGAACAAUUGGUUCGGGAACAGCGAUACCUUUUACGGCGUCUAGAUCAACUUCAAGAGCAUCUACGGAACAGUACAAGCACGCACAGAAUACGAAGUAUUAGUGAAUCCAGUUCGGGUAUUUCUUCCGCUUCCAAUUCACCAACUUCUGAAGUAGAAAAACUGUCGUAUUUUUGUCAAGACUGAUGAUGAAUAAGGAAAACUAUCCAUAGUGAUAGCAGUUGAGGAUUUUAAAAAAGUAUAAAUUAACAAAAAUAUGUAUUAAUAUAUAAUAUAUAAUAUAAACGCAACCUCCAACAAAACAAAAACAACACCAGCUACAAACAAAAAAGGAGCAUGAAACCAACAUCAUCAACAGCAGUAAAAACAACAACAACAACAACAACAAGUACUACUGCUAAAAAAAGCAAAUAUCAAGUCAACAACAACAACAGAAAUAACUUUGACAGGACAAGUCCAAGAGAAAUGGUUUUACAGUUUUCUUCGUCAUCUUUUCUCCUUUAUUAUUAUCUGCAUCUUUUUCCCCUUAUCUCUCUUUUUUCUACCUACUCUACCUGCCUACCUUCAAAUCUCUCUCCAUCUCCUCUCCCUCUUCCUCCCUCUCUUUCUCUCUCUUGCUUUCUUCUUCCUCUCUUGAUGGAAAUAAAAAAAAGGUAUCAAGGAUGCCCUCAGCAAAAAUUAUACAACCACAACACCAUCAACAUCAACAUCACCAACAAUUUAAAUACAACAACCAUGAGUGCAUAUGCUGUUGCAGCAAAAAACAACAACAACUAUAACAAUUGAAGUGUUUAACAUCAUCAUCACAUGAAAAGAGGGAUUACGAGAAAUGAUAUGGAUUAUUAAGAAAAAAAUUGUUUUUAAAGAAAAAAAAAUCUUCACGACAACAUCAACUUCAACUCUACAAACUAAUCACUUAAUUUUAACAAAGAGAAACAACAACAAAAAAUAUUCUGAAGACAUGGAAAAAGAAGAUAGAGGAAAGAAGAAAAAGAAAACAUCAAAAAGAGAAACUCUUACAAAAGGAGCAAAAGAAGGAGAGUGAUGAGAAGUAGUGAGAAAUUUAUUUACUUCUCCCUGUGACUUAUUUCUACAUUGAGGAAAAAAACCACAACAACAACAACAAUUAUCGACGUUUCAUCAUUUGUGGUUUAAAUUAUUCUGUUUUUCUCUUCAACUUCUCACCCACAACAAACAAAAAAUCAAAAAGAACAGUCAAAGUCAACAUUAUAUGUAAAUGAUUUAAUCAUCAUCCAGUCAAUUUAUUAAUUAAUUUUAUGAGAAGAUUUUAUCUCUCUCUCUCUCUAUAUUCUACUCUCUCCCUGAUUAAUCCUGAUUUUUUAUUGAUGGUGAUAGCGAAGAAAACAAGAAUGAUGGUUUACAAUAAUAUAUUACAGCUUUUAAAUUGACUAAUCCACAUCAUCAAUUAGCACAUGUCAAAUUAAUCUAUACCACUACUAUUACUACUACAAUUAGCACACACAAACAAACACAUGAUACACAAUCAUAACCCACUAAAAUCCAUGCACAAAAACACAAGGAAAAAUAUAAAUCCAACAAAAAAAAUUUCAUCAAGUCAACAUUCAGCUAUAAACAAAAGAAGACAAAAAGGAAAAAAUUCUGAUGAAAAACAACAAAAAAAUAUAUAAUAAUACUUAUAUUUAAUCUCACUGUUCUAUUCAUCUUAUUCUCAUCUUAGGAAAAGUUUUUCCUGCUUUCAUCGCUUUGUCUGGUUAACUAGGAACCAAUUCUGUUCAUCUCUUCAUCACCUUUACCAUCAUUAUCAAGUCUCGUUUUUAUUUUGUGUUGUGUUUUCUUCACCACUACAAUCAUCAGUAUCCAUCACCACCUACAACAACAAUCAACAUCAUCAUCUUAGUAACAACUUUAAACAACAUCAACAACAUGGAUUAACUUGAACAUUUUACCAAGAAGAACGUCGAUGUUUUCUCCUUCUUUUUUCGCAAUAUGCAAAAUAUCAUUUUCUAUCACACUUUCUCUCUCUCACUCUCUCUAUCUCUGUGCUAUAUCUUUUAUUAUUCUCUCUCUCUCUCUUUCUCUCUCUAUUUCUUUCUCCUGCUUCUUACUCUCACUUACUAAUUUCUUCUUCUUCUUCUCUCUCCCUCUUUCUAUCUGUGUCUCUAUCAUCUUAUGUUAAGUUUAUGCCAAGAUCAUUGUAAUUAUGUGUACUUUUCUCUCUCGUUUAGAAGCAAAAACGAAAAAAAAUCAAUUAAAUCCUUCGUUCCGAUCAACAUGAGAAACUUAGGACAACACCCACAAUCAA
Messenger RNA from Panonychus citri (citrus red mite), 2741 nucleotides. Its product is annotated as max-interacting protein 1-like. Bases 119 to 643 code for a protein of 174 amino acids. The transcript has 4 exons. Gene Ontology annotation, biological process: regulation of transcription by RNA polymerase II. The record is from RefSeq and is a predicted model, not a curated record. Lineage: Eukaryota; Metazoa; Arthropoda; Arachnida; Trombidiformes; Tetranychidae. Gene Ontology annotation, molecular function: DNA-binding transcription factor activity, RNA polymerase II-specific; protein dimerization activity; RNA polymerase II cis-regulatory region sequence-specific DNA binding.